AUGGGAAACCUGGAUUCGAUUCGGAUCUGGAAUAUUCUCACCCUGGAAGCCGAAAUUCAGAACGCGCUCAUAGCGAAAGGCCUCGUGGAGACCCCAAUGCGCUUCGACGACCUUGAGUUCCCGCCGCCGCAGGAGCUGCUUCCAAUUCCUGAAAAAGGCAGGAAGGGCGCCAAGAAGGCCCGGUACUGUGGGGUUUUUGGUAUGGAUGAGGCCAAAUCACCAAAUUCCUGA
This is a messenger RNA of Prunus armeniaca (apricot), 231 nucleotides long. The record is from the annotation of a GenBank genome assembly. Lineage: Eukaryota; Viridiplantae; Streptophyta; Magnoliopsida; Rosales; Rosaceae.